UGCCGUCUUUAUUUUACUUAGCCCCGAUGCUGGUCGAAUCCGAUGGAUUACACGCAGCGCUCCAUAUUGCUCAUUUUGUGCGUCUGCAGUUUACACUGUGGUGGGCGAGUCAAGAGUUAAUGCGUUAUGUAACACCCCGAGGACGGUCGUCAUAAUGUGCACGGACUGUCAGUGGUCCAAUUCGUGUUUGUCCUCACUGGGGCUCCAUCUGUCCUGUUGAACACAACCUGGUACCAGCAAGCGGAGGACCUUCUGAGGGAGAUCACUUCUAAACAUCAGAGUGAGAAUACGCUACAGGAAACACAAUGGGACCAUUCCAAGAGUAUGAGGAAAAGAAGUCUCCACAGAAAGGGAGCCCUCGGAGUCGCAUCCCACGUUUGGUCCUGCAUCCCUUCCAGCCAAAGGGCAAUGGAUCACCUCUUUCUGACUCUCCUUUCUCAGAAGAGGAGGGCAAAGAGUGUGACAUCAGCUCAGAUCACUCCAAGAGAACGAUCAGCACCAACAGUUUUUACUCGGAUGACACCGGCUGCCCCACUAGUCAGUCUGUGUCCCCCUCCAAAACUCCAUCAGGCUCUGAGGAGAGUGCCCAAAGCUCGCCAACACUCCCCGAGCGCAAGGCCAAAGUGAAGAGGGUACGCGUUAUAGCGGAGGGCAGUCGUGAACCACGGAGUGCUCCGAGGCACAAGAAGGAGCUGAGGUCGGCCAUGAAAGCCAGAGGAAGUGAGGCAGAUUUUAGCUCCUCCAGUAGUACAGGGAGCCUGAAGACCAGGGAGAGCCUCAUCAAAUCAUCUGCAAAGAAGGCGCCCUCUCGCAGUCACAUUACCCACAUGAGCUCGCUCCCAGUGUUCAAACCAGCAGGGAGCCCUUCCUUCGGCCGUGAUGCAGAACUAUAUGCUCCGUACAGGACUCCGCCCAGAGCUGCAUCCUCAACCAAUAGUAGCAGCUGCAACUCCAGCCCUACAUCCAGGAGAGCGAAUUUGAGCCGCUACCAUUCAUGUGGCGAUAACCAUGGAAUUCGACCCCCCAACCCUGAGCAGUAUCUCACCCCUCUGCAGCAGAAAGAAGUGGCCAUCAGGCACCUGAAAACAAAGCUGCUGGAGUCUGACAACAGGGUGCAUGACAGAGAGGCAGAAAUUGAGGAUCUCAAGGGCCAGCUCAGCAGAAUGAGAGAAGACUGGAUUGAGGAGGAAUGUCACCGGGUAGAGGCCCAACUGUCCCUUAAGGAAGCCCGUAAGGAAAUCAAACGGCUGCGCCAGGUUGUGGAGACUAUGAAGAGCAGCCUGAUGGAAAAAGAUAAGGGAAUACAGAAGUACUUCAUUGACAUAAACAUCCAAAACAGGAAGCUGGAGUCCCUGUUGCAAAGCAUGGAACUUGCUCAGAGCGGUGCCAGCCUUCAAGAAGAAAACGCACAGGACUUUGUCUUUCAGAGUCCUGAAAGGGAUGGGAAGAAGAUGGUUGGGGAUGAAGACGGUGGAAUGGAGCUGGGAGAUCAAGGGGUAGAGGCCAUGGCUGAUAGUGGGCUGCUAAUAAAUGAUGAGAUGGCCAACAGAGAUGACAUUUUGGAGCAGGUCUUCAUGUCUACUGCGAUGGAUUUCAGUCUGGACUCCAACAAGCCAAAGCCUGGGAUCGAGUCAGGCCCCGACAUGUCCAUCUUAUCCGAAAUAUCCAAUCCACGUCCACCAGCUAAAUCAGCUUCUGUUACCAGCCGCAUCUCACGUUCCCUGAAGAAGAUUGAAGAUAAGGGGCUCCAGACUGACAUAAUGCCCAUGUCACAAGACCUUCAGGCUCUCCUUUAUCAGCUUCUUAGACUUGAAGGGAGUAGAGGGCAAACAUUAUCCAGCACUGUUCUGGGUCUCUCAAACCUGUCCACCUCCACUGGAACUUCUGCACAUUCCCCUGACUUGAUAGCUCCCAUAUUAAACCUGGUGACCCCUGCUCCCCUCGACAGUGAAGUCAUCGCUACUGACCAUGGAUUGUGCUGCUCAGAACUGGCAGAUAGCCCUCGGUUUAUGGAUGAGCUGGAUUUUGAUAUGAGCACAGAAAAACACGAUCCCUCACCAGGACUGGGUGUGGUCAGCAAACAAUACUGGAGCAACAGUUUUCUGGUGGAUCUGGUUGCAGUCGCAGCACCUGUGCUACCCACAGUGGCCUGGCUGUACUCGCGGCAUGGUGUGGAUAAAAGCACUCCAGUCAACAUCGCUGCUCUCAUCCGGGGCUGUUGCAUCAUGGGAUUGCACUCUCUUCGUCACAUUGCUCACAGGCCAGAUGUCUAAUGGUUUUCAACAUACACUCACACGCCUCACUUUGAAUUUGAAGCACUUAAGCAUUUUUUAGUAUUUUUUUUUCUUUUCUUUUCCUGAACACCUAAUCAAUGUUGCUAUUUUGGGUCCAGCUCUGUAUAUUUACUGUGAGAUGAAGCAAAACGGCAACAUGAAAGGGAAAAUGUAUUAAUGGUUGGAAUUUAUUAAUAGUGUCUAUAAAAUGAUCAUCUCGGUAGAUGGAUUUCUCUUUGCUGUUUUGUACUGUCCCAUAUUGUCCUUGUUAAAAAUCAAGUCACCUGUUCAGAUGACUUUUUGGAGAUGAAAGAUUGAAUGUCGGUUUCAGUUUGACGUGUUUUGAGAUGUUUAAGUUAAAAAAGAAACUUUAAUCCUUCAGCCAAAGCUUUAAUGUGAAAUCACUUGGUUUUUUUUGUGCAAGUGUAUUUGUCCUCCCAAUAAGUGGAGCUUUAAGUUGAACCUUUGUAUUGUUAACAGAAAGUUGAUGGUUCACAGCAAAUGACAGUUAUGUGCCUGAGCUAUGUGCAAUACCUGCUGUUUGCAUCAAAUGUCCAUGUGUAUUUAUUAUUAAAGCAUGAUAAUACAGCA
Molecule: messenger RNA, 2864 nt
Organism: Phyllopteryx taeniolatus (common seadragon)
Lineage: Eukaryota; Metazoa; Chordata; Actinopteri; Syngnathiformes; Syngnathidae
Gene: sybu
Product: syntabulin (syntaxin-interacting)
Exons: 8
Coding region: 306-2273 (655 amino acids)
Biological process (GO): axonal transport of mitochondrion; synapse maturation
Cellular component (GO): cytoplasmic microtubule; vesicle
Source: RefSeq, a predicted model, not a curated record